AUGUUCGACGCAACCCGGCGAUGGUUCCGCCGGAAUAGAACGCCUCUCGCCAUCGGCGUGGGAGUCGUCGGUGCAGGAUACGUCGUGACGAAUUAUGUCCUGGGCAAGAUCAACGAUGCGCGGGAGCGCAUGAGCAGCGACCGCAUCGCGAAGGAGAACCUCCGCCGCCGAUUCGAGCAGAACCAGGAAGACUGCACCUUCACCGUCCUCGCGCUCCUCCCCUCCGCGACGACUAGCAUCCUCGAGGCUAUGAACACGGAAAAGAUCACGUACGAAAUCCAGAAGAUGAAGGGCCAGACCAAGAGCGUCAAGAGUGGCAGCGGCGAGAGCGUGAGUCCGCCGAGCAUUGCGGACACCACAAUGACCGCCGACGACGAUGGCCGCAGUGUGGUCAGCAGCGGCGUGCAGAGCGAGAGCGGGCUGCACGCGAGCCAGAUGACGGUGCCCAGCGCGGCCGCGACAUCCGGGGAGGGCACAGCUGCGCAAGACGGAGGGGCCGCGGGUGCGGCGGCGGCGCAGAAGGCCAGGAAGACCAAGAGGCAGUUGUGGGAUGAUUUGACGAUUAGCUCAAUCACGAGAGCGUUCACACUGCUGUACACGCUUGCGCUUUUGACAAUGCUGACGAGGGUCCAAUUGAACCUCCUCGGUCGACGCAGCUACUUGUCGAGCGUCAUCUCACUCGCGACAGGUGCCGCGCAGGCGACGAUCAGCCUCGAGAACAACGACGACGACGGCCUUGAGCCUUACGGCAACGACUUUGAAACCAACCGCCGAUAUCUGACAUUUAGCUGGUGGCUUCUGAAUGAGGGAUGGAAGGAGAUUGGCCAGCGUGUCGAGGCUGCCGUCCGCCAAGUCUUUGGCCACCUCAGUCCGCGCGACCUGCUCAGCUUUGAGCAAUUCUCCGAGCUCACCCUCGCGGUGCGCAAGAAUGUCGAGGGUGCGACGCCCGAGGAGCGUCGCAAGGCCAAGUGGCUUCCAUACCUGCUGCCGCCGCGCAACAAGGAAGACCAUGUCCUCCGUGAGUCUGGCAUCCUGGAAGAGAGCACCGUCAUGCUUUCCGAAAGCACGACGUCCCAGUCCCCCGCGUCGUCGCCCGCGGUCAGGAGGCUCCUCGAUGAGACCUCGGACCUGAUUGAGUCCCCCUCCUUCACGCACGUACUCACCCUCCUGCUUGACGCGGGCUUCUCCACAUUGGUGGACAAGAAGCUCGCCUCGGCGGCCUUUGACAAGCCGGACCUCGCGCAGUCGGAGCCCCGCACUUCGCAGGUCGUGUUGCUGCCCAAGAUCCUCUCGGUGCUCACCAGGCAGGCGCACGUGAUUGGCAACGGCAUGCCGAACGAGUAUCUCCAGGAGAUGGAGCAGGUGCGCGACCUGGAGGGCUUAGCGGCGGUGGUGUACUCCAGCAACUGGGAGAACGAGAUCCAGCAGGAGGAGGGGGGCAUCAUGGCCAGCGCCGUGGAUGUCAGAGCGAGCGAGGUGCCGUCGAGGCCCAGCCAAGCGACGACCAACAUCCCGAGCCAGCAGACGCAGGCGACGACACAGGGGACCGGCGAGGAAAGCGUUGUGGUCGUCGACCCCGCGACAAGUUUCGAGAGCGCGUGGGGUAGGGCGGUGGACCAGAAGUAA
Molecule: messenger RNA, 1626 nt
Organism: Colletotrichum siamense
Lineage: Eukaryota; Fungi; Ascomycota; Sordariomycetes; Glomerellales; Glomerellaceae
Gene: PEX3
Product: Peroxisomal biogenesis factor 3
Exons: 3
Coding region: 1-1626 (541 amino acids)
Biological process (GO): protein import into peroxisome membrane
Cellular component (GO): peroxisomal membrane
Molecular function (GO): protein-macromolecule adaptor activity
Source: RefSeq, a predicted model, not a curated record